Messenger RNA from Alternaria burnsii, 522 nucleotides. Its product is annotated as cfem domain-containing protein. The record is from RefSeq and is a predicted model, not a curated record. Bases 1 to 522 code for a protein of 173 amino acids. Lineage: Eukaryota; Fungi; Ascomycota; Dothideomycetes; Pleosporales; Pleosporaceae. The transcript is spliced from 3 exons.
AUGCUUACAAACGGGAUCGGUGUCGAUCUCUGGACUGCUCCAUUUGAUCACCUCGAGCACUUCGUUCGAUGGCUGUAUACCAUUACCCUACUAUAUUUUAUCCAGUGUGCCAUGGUCAAGGUCUUGCUGAUUCUAUUUUUCUUGCGGAUAUUUCCGAGAAGGCGAACAGUGCAGCUUUUGUGGGGGACUAUCGCCUUUAUCGUAAUAUGGACCAUAUCUUUCUUCAUUCCUGGCUCAUUCCCAUGCCUGCCUCUUGCCGAUUACUGGACAGCUUGGGAUAAGGCUAAGCCAACCAAGUGUCUCAACAUAUACGCGGUAAUCUGGGUACACGCUACCAUAUGUAUCGUGGUCGACAUCUGGAUGCUAUCUAUCCCUCUGUACGAGGUCUUUCACCUCCAGAUGACAUUGACGAAGAAGUUCAGCGUAGCUCUGAUGUUCUUCGUUGGUACCUUUGUUACAAUUGUAUCCAUACUCCGCCUCAGAUCACUCAUUGCUUUCGGCGGAACGAGCAAUGUCACAUAG